AUGAAUUCUCUCUCUCUCUCUCUCUCCCUCUCUCUCUAUCUCUCUCUUCCUUUCUAUAUUUUCUUUCAUCUUUCUAUGUUUUUUAUACUCUUUCUCUAUUUCUAUAAUUUCUCUAUUUUCUAUAUUCCUUUUUGGAUUAUUUUUAUUCCUAUCUACAUUUUCUAUAUUCCUUUCUAUAUUUUUCUAUUCCUUUCUAUAUUUUCUCUACUCCGUUCUAUAUUUCUUCUAUACUUUCUAUAUUUUUUCCAUUCUUUUUUGUAUUUUUCUUCCUUUCUAUAUUUUCUCUACUCUUUCUAUAUUUCUCUUUACUCCUUUCUAUAUUUUUCUUUACUCCUUUCUAUAUUUUUCUUUACUCCUUUCUAUAUUUUCUCUCGUCUUAUUAUAAUUUAUCUAUUCCUUUCUAUGUUUUCUCCUCUUUUCUAUAUUUUUCUUCCUUUCUAUAUUUUCUCUACUGCUUUCUAUAUUAUCUUUACUCUUUCUAUAUUUUCUUUAAUCCUUUGUAUAUUUUCUCUUUUACUUUCUAUAUUUUCUCAACUCCUUUCUAUAUUUUGUGUACUCCUUUCUAUAUGUUCUACAUUCUUUCUAUAUUUUCUUCACGCUCCUCUAUAUUUAUCCCAAUUCUUUUUCUAUAUUAUUACUUUUAUAAUAUCUAUCUCUUGUCUGCUCCCCUAUCUAUCUAUCUAUCUAUCUAUCUAUCUAUCUAUCUAUCUAUCUAUCUAUCUUCUUUCUCACUCUCUCUCUCUAUCUAUCUAUCUCUCUCUCUCUAUAUAUAUAUAUAUAUAUUAA
Messenger RNA from Acanthosepion pharaonis, 786 nucleotides. The record is from the annotation of a GenBank genome assembly. NCBI's taxonomy places the organism in Eukaryota, Metazoa, Mollusca, Cephalopoda, Sepiida, Sepiidae.